ACAUGCUCGUGAAAUUGCGAGUGAACGUCACAUGUUCGAUGUUUAUUGUUGUGAUGAAAUUGCGUAUUAACAAAAUUUCAGAGCAGUUUCGAAAAAAAUUUGACUUUUAUCACUUUAAUCAAUUUGAAAUAUUUUUUUUUUGUCUUAAGAAAUCUUUAUUGAUGAUAAGCACAACCAUGUAAAAUUUUCAAACCAGAUUAGGAAUGAUCCUUGAAUUUUUUUCCUCAUUUAUUUGCUAGCGGUCAAAUUUUGUAUCUUAAAAAAAUAAUUAAGUGUAUUGACAAUGUCUUUGGAAUCGAAAUAUGUCCACGCUUCUCGAUUUGCGCAAUUUUUGAGGACAAAUGGUCACAAAGUAAUUGAUGGCUCUUGUAAAUUAUCCCUCACAACAUGUGCUUUAUACUUCUUAAAUACAGUAUUUGUAAAAGUAAUGAAUAAAGAAUGGCCUGGCUUGUUGAAUAUAUCAGUAUCAGAUGCAGAGAAUAUCACUACUGAUAUAAGAUAUAUAUAUGAUUUUAUAAAAAGGACUCCUUCAUUGAAGCUUUUCCAUACUGGAGAGACCUUGAGAGGUGGUGUAGAUCUUUCUCAGUUUACAAACCUCAAAGUUUUAGAGAUUAGAAAGAUGCCACUUCAUUUAAUAAUUGGCUUUGAUUGUUUAUCUGCUCAAUUAAAAGUUCUGAUUUGUUGUAGAAGUAUAUAUUUACUAAAGGAAAUUUUUGGGCAGUCUUUGAAUUCUGAGAAAGAAUCUUAUUCAUGGCCUGAAUUAAAGGAACUGAAUCUCUCAUGUAACUAUUUGACAAGUUUAGAUCAAUCUCUUAGAAAUGUACCUAAUGUUGAAAUACUUCAUUUAAGUCAGAACCAUAUAAAAAAUGUUGAUGGAAUUCAAGUAUUAAAGAAUCUUAAAUUUGUGAAUCUAAAUUACAAUGAGCUGGAGCAUAUACCAGUUUUCAAUAUUGCUAGUUGCCGAUCACUUACAAAACUGUACUUAAAGAAUAAUAUGUUGGAAGACUUGGAAGGUAUAGACUGCCUUUUUAAUUUAGAGGAACUUGAUGUUAGUAACAAUUUGCUGUCAACUUAUCAUGUUUUAAAUCCUUUAGAUAAACUAAAGGUCUUAAAAGUGUUAAACCUUGAAGGAAAUCCUCUUUAUUUCCACAGCCACCAUCAGAUAUUUGUAGCAAGUUACAUUAAUCAGUAUGCAUUGAUGAAUGGCUUUCAGCUCAAUGGAAAAAUACUUCUACCUACACAAGCAAUGCUCUGUAAUGUAAAGGAAACCUGUGAAGUUCAUCAUACCAAUAAUCAUCAGACUUCAAUAAAUACUGUUGUAGGUGAUGCACAAACUGUAAAUUGUGCUCCUCGGGUGACAGACUUUUUAACCCGAAGUAUCUCUGAACUGUCUGAAAGAAGUAGUUAUGAAGAAAACAGUGUUUCUUCCCUUACGAGUCAGAGUGGUGCGGAACAGCUAGCUGUUGGUACUAAAGAUCCAACAAAAAAAAAUUGUAGGCGGAAAUCAAAAACCGGAAAAAAGUUGAAGAAAACUCGAGAAGUUUUAAUAAAUGAGCAAGCAUAUGAAGAAUCUGAUGUCAUUUCACAACCUGUAACUGUAACAGAAACUGUUGUUCCAAGUCAUAUUAGGGCAAAAGAACUGAUUGAAGCCAGGCGUCUGGAAAAGGGAGAAGCAUGGCUAAUUCCAGACCAUCCAUUUCAAAAAUUAUCAAUCACUACUCCACAAGUUCCUGCCAAUACUCCAUUGUCUAAUACUGCUUCACCUAGAACUGUUUCAGAAAAUGAACUCAUUUCAAGAAUUACUAAUUCUCUUGGAACCCUAACUGCUUGUUCUCUUGAAAAUGAUAAAAUGCUUUCAUCUGCACAUAUACCAAUGCAAUCUGAAAGUGGGUCUAUACCUAUGCCACCAACUGACUUUUCUAAUUCUGAUGACCAAACAUCUCCUAUACCAGAUGACAAAGAACUAAAAGAAAUUUUGAAUAUGAAUGCUGAUAGUAAUUCUCCUGAUUUAAAUACUCAACUUCCACCUGAAAAUGAUGACAUUGAGAUACUUAAUUCUAGCUGUAAUGAAGAGUAUCUUGAUCCUCAAUUAUCCAUUAGCAAAGAUGAUUUAUCUGACAGUGAUAUUUAUAAAAAAAAUACAGUUUCUGUCAAUUAUGAUGAAGAGCAUGAAGAUUUAGAGUCUGAAGAUGAACUAGAAGACACUAUAUUCUUUGUUGAAAUUAAAACUAGCUCAAAAGAAGGAUUUAAAAAGAAGCCGAUUUCUGUCAUGGUUGGAUCAAAUUACAUAAAAGAGAAGGAUAUAAUAUCUGGAAAAUUUCUUGAUCGUCUGGAUUUGAAUGUCUUGCAAUCUGUUGAAAGAAUUGUAACUACUGAGAAUGACAGUAUGAAGAAAUGGUAUGAAAUUCAUUUGGAGUUUGAUACAGUUAAAUCAUCUAGGCAAAAAAGAAUAUAUGUGUUAAAGGACAUUGAAUCUACCAAGGACUUGCAAAAAGUUUUACAACCCUUUGCAGAUGCAAAAACUUUAAAAGAAGUUACUCUUGGUGCUCUGGAGUGCAUCAAAUGUGGCUCACAAUUUUCAAAACAAGUUGCUCACAAAAAAUUAAUAAUGACUAAGAAGCAUGCAUUUGGAAAAGAAGAAUUUCCCGAGGAAAGAGAUGCAUGUCCCAACUGUGGGAAUCAUAUACUCGUAGAAAUGGAUUCAUUCCCUGUACCAUCAGCUGCUGUGCCUCCAAGUAUAGAUGAUCUACUAAUUAAAGGUUCAAAUGCAUCUCCUGAUACUAUUUCUAAUGGAUCUGGAUCUUCUGGCAAGCUUUUUUCUAGUUUAUUUUCUUCAAUGAAGAUUUCACCUAUUUUAAAAAGGAAACCUGCUUUGAGGUCACAAACUUCUCAAGUAAGUGAUUCAAGUGCAUCCACUAAGGACUGGGUAACUAACCAGAAUAAUGAUUUUAAAGCAACAACAAGUGAAAGUACUUUAAGAAGAAAUUCCAGCGAUGUGACCAUUAUCAGCAAUCCAAGUCAAAGUAGUAUAGCUGUAAUUCCUGACCCUGAACUCAACCUCAAUACUAUUGUUGAGAAGAAUUCUCAAUCUUCUUUAUCACCUCCAAUAUCUCAAGAUAGUAUUUAUUACAAAGCUCAUAAUACUUCAGAGUCUGAGGAGCAUGCAGAAGUUUGUGAAACUGAGGCACAAAAUGCUGUGAACCCAAAUCCAGAUGAUCAUCCUCGUUCGACAAAUGGAACCAAUGAUUUUUUUUCUGUAAAUGGCGAUAGUGUUAAUGAAAGUGCCAGCCAUUUUGUGACAAAAGAUGCUUUAUCAAGUGGGUCUGAGCAAUAUAUAUCACCUUCCAAGAGCAUAACGUCGCAUAAAUCAAAAUCUAAUUCUCCAAAUGAAACAAAAGAAUUAGAUGAAGUGUCUCAAAUGCUUAACAUAUUAGGUGAAAGAAUAACAAUAACUCAUGAUGCCUUUACUGAAAUCGACCACAGAUUGAAACUUCAUUUAGAAAUGAAUAUAUUUGGAGACGAUGAGCAGUUGGAAGCAUGCUUACAAACUUCUAUUGUGCCUUUAUCUUCUGGUGAUGAGUUUACAGGCUUAUUUGCUUUAUCUACAAAGAAGUUGUAUAUAAUCAAGUUUCUACCUCUCUUUCAUUUAAGUCUUAGUAAAAGUGAGCCAAUUGAAAAGGUCAUCCAGGUUGUUCAUUCAAGUUCUCACAGUCAUUUGAAGCAGAUCAAAGCAAUUCUUGGAAACCAAGGCCUGACAUUUGUGUGUGGAUCAAAUUCCCAAGUAUUCACUUUAGUAAUAAGAGAUGCCGACAUUUGCAACUCAUUUUCUUCAUUGCUGUCUGAUUACAUUCAAGAACAUCAAAAUACUUUUGGGGAAGUGAAAUUCUUAUCUAGUGCUGAUGAAACUAUGCAGUUGCUGAAGGAUUCAGUGUUUUUAUCCAAUGCAGAAUGUGAAGAAAUGCCUGAAAUUCUAUUACAUCAGUUUGGCUUUUGGUGGAAUAGUCGAGCAGGAGAAAAAAACUCAAGUAUUCCUGUGUGUGUUUUAAUUACUCCUGAACAUAUAUAUGUGUCAAGAGUUCUCUAUAAAAAACAAGAUUCUGCAUCAGAUUCAAGAAAACUUAGCGUCUAUCAUUAUUCUUUAGUGGAUCAUCAGAAUAUGUCUGAUCUUGUUUCUUUGAAACUUAAAAAGGAUUUGAGAAGUGUUGAAAUUAGUUUUCUAAAUGAAACUUCAGCCCAACAGAAUUGUGAUUCAGUGUUUUGGACAGUUAAAAUGGAAACAAAAUCUGCACUCUUUUCGUUUAUUAGUGCUUUGAAAAACCCAUGGGAAGAAAUAUUUGGUGUACCAUUAUCUCUCAGCUGUGAAGAAGAAUAAUUAUUUUCAAGUGCCAUAUGUACAAAAUAUGUUAACAUACCACUCAAUAACUAUAUGUAUAGGUUUAAAAGCGAUCUUUCAGUGGUGCUAUUAGAUCUGUGUACAUGCUCUUUAAGAAUCUCUAGAGUUCCUAUAAAUAAGCUAUUUUUGUACUUCAGUAUCAAACAUUGUAAUAAUUUAAGCAGUUUUAUGAUUAUUUAUUCAAGAUUUGUGAAAGUGAUAACCUGUGUAUUCUUAUUAAAUCUGUUAUAAUAAAUUUAAUAUAUCACCUGUGUUUGUAUAAUGCUUCAUGUAUUCACAUAAUUCAUAAUUUAUUGAUGUGAUUUUCAUAAUCAUUUAUUAUUUGUCAAUCCACAUAUCACUUUAUGUGGGCUAUAAAAGUGUAAUGCGUAUAUUUAGGAUAACCUUUGAUACAUAAUAUAAAUGACUUAAUUUUAUAAUUAAGAGUAUUUAUGAUUGUUAUAUGUGUGGACAAUGUAUUAAAUAUGAUUAUUUAAUUCUGCAAGUCAUGAAAUUGCCAUACAGUCUUUUAUUUUUAAUUAUUUAACUUAUUUUAUAUAUGUACGAAUCUGUUUUUUACUCUUUUAUGUAUAUUUCUAUAUAUUUUGAACAUAUUUAAAACAAUUUUUGACGUAAGUCUUGUUUUUUUUUAACUAUAAAACAAUAUUUAUUGAUUGCCAUUAACAUUCAUUGAUAGAAAUAAUAAUCAUGAUUCUUAUUUAUUCGUAAUGCUCAUUCAUGUACUUGUUAUAUCAUUCAGCUAAAUCAAAUAAACAUUUGAUUGAUAUUAAUUGAAUUUAAAAAAGUAGUGAGAUGUUUUGAUACAUAGGAUAAGCCAAUUUUUAUUUAUAACAUCAGGGUAGAUAUAUCUGAACAGUUCUCUUUGCUAUACCAAAUUUUCCACAAUUGUAACAUCUGAAUUUUGCUGCUUGUAUUUUCUAAAAAAUAAAACAUUUUAAUAUUCUGUGUUA
Messenger RNA from Argiope bruennichi, 5343 nucleotides. RefSeq names its product serine/threonine-protein kinase 11-interacting protein-like. The transcript has 24 exons. Bases 284 to 4372 code for a protein of 1362 amino acids. Gene Ontology annotation, molecular function: protein binding. The record is from RefSeq and is a predicted model, not a curated record. Gene Ontology annotation, cellular component: cytoplasm. Lineage: Eukaryota; Metazoa; Arthropoda; Arachnida; Araneae; Araneidae.